AUGGAACAGUUUAUGGAUUUUCUAAUGCAACGGGCAGCUCAACAACAAGCACCGGCGCCUCAGACUCAACAACAAAAGGCUGUGAUAGAUAAGAAUUAUGAAAGAGUUAGGAAACAACGUGCUAAUGUUUUUCAAGGUACUACUGAUCCUGCUGAGGCUGAGGAAUGGUUACAAAAUACAGAAAGGGAAACAGUUUUAAGAAGCAAAGAUAGACCAAUUACUUUGACUUGGAAUGAUUUCUUAAGAGAAUUUGCUGAGAAGUAUACUCCAGAAAUUUAUAGAGACAGAAAGAAGCUUGAAUUUCUUCAGUUGAAACAGAAUGAUAUGUCAGUUACAGAGUACGAAGUUCAAUUUGUGAGAUUAUGUAAGUAUGCACUAGAAGAAAUAGCCACUGAAGAACUGAAAAGGAAGAAAUUUGAGAUGGUUUUGAGGCUUCACAUUCGAGACAUACUGGAGAAUGUUGGGGACCUAGACCAGUAG
Ricinus communis (castor bean) is the source of this 480-nucleotide messenger RNA. RefSeq lists its product as uncharacterized. The transcript is spliced from 3 exons. The record is from RefSeq and is a predicted model, not a curated record. The coding region runs from base 1 to 480 and encodes 159 amino acids. Lineage: Eukaryota; Viridiplantae; Streptophyta; Magnoliopsida; Malpighiales; Euphorbiaceae.